Lontra canadensis (Northern American river otter) is the source of this 1599-nucleotide messenger RNA. RefSeq names its product glutamate rich 1 (gene ERICH1). Lineage: Eukaryota; Metazoa; Chordata; Mammalia; Carnivora; Mustelidae. The coding region runs from base 1 to 1476 and encodes 491 amino acids. The record is from RefSeq and is a predicted model, not a curated record. The transcript has 9 exons.
AUGGAGAAGAUCGCCAGGAAGCAGCUCAUCUGCGCGCACCCGCUCAACGUGACGGAACCCUCGCAGCUCACCGGGUUGAGACAGUCUGAGGUCCUCAGCUGCGGACCUUCUUCUCCAGACACGGCCUCCUUUGGCCAUCGGACCGCUGCUCAGCCGUUCUGGGAGAACCUGACCGUGUACUUCUCCGCGGGCCGGCUCAGCUAUUGGGCCCUGAGCCGCACGGGAGCUCUUCACACGGGGACGCCGUCUCCGAGCCGGGGCACCUGCUCCUCCCCACCGCCCUGCAGCGUGCCUCGGACGCUGCAUCCCUCACCCUCCGCCCUGUAUCUCCGAGCUGAGUGGCAGGCUGGGGGCCGCCCUGGGUUCUUUCACGAUGUGGUGAGUCAGGUGCAGCUGCAGGAGGGCACGGAGCAGGGGCUCCGGAAAACCACGGUCAGCAUGCUCGUAGUGUUUGUGGGAAAAGUGCUGAAGAGGCUUUUCCCUCGUGUUCCCUGCAGCCAAGUAAAGAGCGCACCUGUGACUCCAGCGUCUGACAAACCAGCCAGGAGAGUGGCCGCUGAAGAGGUCCCCAGGUUGACAGAUGAGGACACCAAGGUCCCACCUCGAAGGCGACUCUACACGGCGAGUUUGCCUCCUGAGGGGUAUGUCCCUGCUCCGCCAGAGCCGCGGGACAGCCCAGCCUCCGAGGACACGUCUGGCAGCGAUGACACAGGAGGAGGGUGCCAGCUCCCAGAGGAGGAGCUUCCCGAUCCACCGAAGAGAAGAAGGGCGAGAAAGCAUAAAUCCAGAAAGAGUUUUAAAAAUCCCAAUAGUGAUCACACGGAACCAGCAGAAUUAGAGAAACAGCAGAGUCUUUUACAAGAAAAGUCGCAGCCACAGCCCACAGAUGGCCCCACGAUCAGUAGAAAUAAGAAGAGGAAACUGAAGAAAAAGCAGCAGAUGAAGAGGAAGAAAGCUGCGGGUUUACUCACAGCAGCCUCUGGCCGCAACUUCAUGUACCAGCCCGAGGAGGGCGACAGCGAGCAAGGAGCCCCGGCAGACAGCGGCGGGGACGAUGAGGGGGACGAUGAGGAGGACCGGGCAGACGCCUGCGGGGAGCACCAGGACAGGACAGAUGCCAACGAGGAAGACGUUAAAAGUACCGAUGAGAAGGCAGAUGGGAUCCUAAACUUUCUGAAGUCGACACAAGAAAUUUAUUUUUAUGAUGGUGCCUGCAAGGAUGGGGACUCAGCCGUGUCCCUGGAGGCUUGUCAGCAGCUGCUCCAGCGUCUCGAGGACCACAGCGUGUCCCCCUCCGACGUGCUCCUGGUGGAUCACAUGAAAACACUGGUACUCUUGCGAGACACCACGAGCCUGCAGCGCGCCCUGGAGAGGUUCCCGGCGCAUUGCACCAUGCCACCCGACCAGGCCAGAGUGCUCUCGGCUUUCUUUAAUUACUGGAUCACACACAUCCUUCCCGAGAAACACCGGGAAUAAAUCAGUGCAUCUGGAAGAGCGAACAUUUAGCAAGAAAAUAUCAAAGGCAAACAUGAGGCCAGCAGAGACAUUCCUACAAAGAAGACAGAAUCCCCUCCGCUUCUGUUGUAACCCGGAUCCGGG